UCUUUCGUCCAUUGUGACAAAGACGAAGUCUUUGGCAGGGUUCGUACGGAACCCUAAAUUGCUAUCGAAGCUCUGUGAAUUGAUUAUGUUGAAGAUAGCUCAGUUAUCUUCCUCCGAAUCCACGCCUUCUAUUCCCGCCUUCUUCUCCGCCGCCGCCGCUUCGUCGUCAACGCCUCCUCGUAUGGGAGUUCUGUCUUUCAGGUCUGGUUCGGCCUGUGGAUUUUGUAGGAUCUUUAAGCCGAAUAAAGUAGCUUUCAACAAUAUGAUUCUUUCAGCUAUUGGGACAUGCUGCAUUCCCGGGUUUCACUCUGUUCGUCGUAAAGGGAGUAGGUCGGCUUCAUCGAGGAAAAGGUUCAUCAAGAGAAAUGACCAAUCAUUUUCCACUGCUUUACAGAGCAGUUCACUCUUUGUUCAUCCUCCUCCUCUUCCGUCGUUAGUCGUUUCAAGCAAUCUCUCUCCAUCCGAUACCCCCCAAAGAUCGGACGAAUGGUUUGCCUUACGAAAAGACAAGCUUACCACGAGUACCUUCAGUACAGCUCUCGGCUUCUGGAAAGGAACCCGUCGUUACGAGCUAUGGCACGAGAAAGUAUAUGACUCGGAAUCACAAAUCUUGGAUUCCUCCAAACGGUUUGCAAUGGACUGGGGAGUUCUGAACGAAGGAAACGCUAUAGACAGGUACAAGAACAUCACGGGUCGGGAGGUUAACUCGAUGGGAUUUGCUAUUCACUCGAAAGAGCAACUCCGCUGGCUCGGGGCUUCCCCAGAUGGCGUUCUUGAUUGCCUCGGGAUUCUAGAAGUGAAAUGCCCGUAUAACAAAGGGAAACCCGAGAGAGCCUCGCCAUGGUCAACCAUGCCAUUCUAUUACAUGCCUCAAGUGCAGGGUCAGAUGGAGAUAAUGGACAGGGAAUGGGUGGAUUUGUAUUGCUGGACACCGAACGGGAGCUCGAUGUUCCGGGUAACGAGGGAUCGAGGCUAUUGGGAUCUAAUCCACGGGAUUCUCCGCGAGUUCUGGUGGGAGAACGUGGUUCCGGCAAGGGAGGCUUUGCUGUUAGGAGAGAAGGAAGAGGCGAAAUCGUUUAUGCCGACAUCUACUCACAGGCAGACAGGGCUUGCCAUUGGUAAGAGCAUACGCUUGGCCGCAGAAGCAAAGCUUGUCUGUAAGGAAAUUGCAGGCCAAGUCGAGUUUUUCAGGUGAAUGUUGAUUUCGAUCAAAGGGUAUUUGAUUGAUUGAAACAACAUCUUUUUUUUUUUUGGGUUCUUUAACUGAUAUUAUAUAAGAUUCAUUCUUGUUGUAUACUUAUGAAAACUUGUGUAAUUCAAUUACAUUCUGAAUCAAAGAAAGUUUCUUUCUCA
Tarenaya hassleriana is the source of this 1353-nucleotide messenger RNA. RefSeq lists its product as uncharacterized. NCBI's taxonomy places the organism in Eukaryota, Viridiplantae, Streptophyta, Magnoliopsida, Brassicales, Cleomaceae. The record is from RefSeq and is a predicted model, not a curated record. The coding region runs from base 86 to 1195 and encodes 369 amino acids. The transcript has 2 exons.